AAAGAAGGAGAUUCUCUGCUUAAAUUUUGAUUUCCUCUAAUUUAUUUUACGAAUUAGUCCAGAUAAUUCAGCUUAUUCUGAUUCUAUCAAAAUCCUCUUUCAUACCCCCUAAUCGCGCUAGGGUUCUUCUCCGGAGCAAGAAUUCCUCCAUUAUAGGAAGGAUUUGUGGUGGAGCUUCUUCCUGUUGUUGUUGGUGGUAGGGUUGUUGAGCGGCAUGGCAACUUCAAGCGUAGCAGGGGACGCUGUGAUGGCAUUCCGUUCUGUGCUCACGAGGGUUCAGCAGGCGGCUGAGAGGUCUGGCCGCGCAGCGGAGCAGGUUAGGUUGGUCGCCGUCAGCAAGACCAAGCCUGUGUCCCUUAUCCGCCAAGUGUAUGAAGCCGGCCACCGAUCUUUUGGUGAGAAUUAUGUUCAGGAGAUCAUUGAGAAAGCUCCUCAGCUUCCUGAAGAUAUUCAGUGGCAUUUUAUUGGAAAUCUGCAAAGCAAUAAAGUCAAAGCCCUUCUUGCUGGUGUCCCUAACCUAGACACGUUUGAGAGCGUAGAUGAUCAAAAGAUUGCUAAUCUUCUUGAUCGCGUUGUGGCUAACUUGGGAAGGAAGCCUUUGAAAGUUUUGGUCCAAGUGAAUACCAGUGGAGAAGAGUCAAAGUCUGGUGUGGAUCCCGCAGGUUGUGUUGAACUGGCCAAACAUGUGAAACUGGACUGCCCGAACCUAGUUUUCUCUGGCUUGAUGACAAUUGGAAUGCUGGAUUACUCCUCAACACCCGAAAACUUCAAGACACUCGUGAAUUGUCGAACUGAAGUGUGCAAAGCCCUUGGGAUUCCAGAGGAGCAAUGCGAGCUCUCAAUGGGCAUGUCCAAUGACUUUGAACAAGCGAUUGAAGCGGGGAGCACGAAUGUUAGGAUUGGUUCGACUAUUUUUGGUGCCAGAGAGUACCCAAAAAAGGCGUAAAACCGACUUUGAAGUCCUUGUAUGCUUUUGAUUAUAUGAAUCAUGCAAUUCAGCAAAGUUCCUGAGCAUGUACACUGGGGCAGAUCAAAUUAAAAGAUGUACCAUGUUUCUGUUAUUUUUAUCAAACAUAAAUAUAAAAUAAAUUAAAAUAAACAUCUAUGUAAAAUCCCUAAAAGUAGCAUUUAUGCUCUAGUGAAAUUUUGGUGCAUGCAUGUUAGCAUGAUAAGUGAACAA
Molecule: messenger RNA, 1180 nt
Organism: Dioscorea cayenensis subsp. rotundata (Guinea yam)
Lineage: Eukaryota; Viridiplantae; Streptophyta; Magnoliopsida; Dioscoreales; Dioscoreaceae
Product: pyridoxal phosphate homeostasis protein-like
Cellular component (GO): intracellular anatomical structure
Molecular function (GO): pyridoxal phosphate binding
Source: RefSeq, a predicted model, not a curated record